AUGAGCAUCACAGCCAUAGAAGCUCCGACAGCGACCUCCACGUCAGGCGGGCCCCACCACGAGGCAUCAUCAGCAUCCAACGACGCAACAACACCACAGGAGACGUACGGACAAUUGGUCGCAGACAAGAUGCUUCUCCUCGACUACCAGAAUGUUCUGAUUCAGUCGGUCCUCACCGAGAGAUUCUCUGGUGCCCCUCCUGCACACAUCGACCAGACCGUCUCCGAUUUCGACGGCGUCAUCUACCACAUCUCGACCCCCGAGACGAAGACCAAGAUUCAGCUUUCGAUUCAAAUAAGGUGCUACAAGGACUUGGUCAAGUAUGGGGCAGAGCAAGUGCUGCAGAGGGAAUAUGGCCAGUAUGUGGUGCCGCCGGAACCUGGGUACGACUUCUCGGUAUUGAUCGACUUGGAGAACCUCCCGGAGGAGAAGGAAGAGAAGGAUGCGCUGAUCAUGAAGAUGGCGCUGCUGAAGCGCAACGCCAUGGCCGCGCCUUUCGAGGCCGCUUACGAGGAGCACUACAGGCUGAAGGAGGAGGCAUCCAAGUACACGUCUGAGGAAGCCCCGCAGGGUGUUCGCGAGGGCGGCGAGGUCAUGGCUAUCCACUACCGCGAGGAGGAAGCCAUCUACGUCAAGGCCAGUCACGACCGUGUCACGGUUAUCUUUAGCACCAUCUUCCGCGAGGAAACCGAUCGUGUCUUUGGCAAGAUCUUCAUCCAAGAAUUCGUCGACGCCCGCCGGCGAGCUAUCCAGAACGCUCCCCAGGUGCUCUUCAGGAACGACCCCCCGUUGGAGCUCCAGGGAGUCCCUGGUGUCAGAGAUACCGGAACCGGCGAGAUCGGAUACGUUACCUUUGUUCUUUUCCCUCGACACCUUACACCACAGAGAAUGCCCGACUGCAUCUCCCACAUCCAGACUUUCCGCGACUACUUCCACUACCACAUCAAGGCAUCGAAGGCGUACAUUCACUCAAGAAUGCGCAAGAGAACCGCCGACUUCCUCCAAGUUCUUCGCCGCGCAAGACCCGAUAGCGAGGAGAAGGAACGGAAGACGGCGAGCGGCCGCACUUUCAAGGUCCAGGGAGCGACUCGCUGGACUGUGUCCUUGAAGAUAUGUCCGGAGCUGAGACGUAUCGAAGCUGUAUAA
Colletotrichum lupini is the source of this 1146-nucleotide messenger RNA. RefSeq names its product Arp2/3 complex. NCBI's taxonomy places the organism in Eukaryota, Fungi, Ascomycota, Sordariomycetes, Glomerellales, Glomerellaceae. Bases 1 to 1146 code for a protein of 381 amino acids. Gene Ontology annotation, biological process: actin filament polymerization; Arp2/3 complex-mediated actin nucleation. The record is from RefSeq and is a predicted model, not a curated record. Gene Ontology annotation, cellular component: actin cytoskeleton; Arp2/3 protein complex. Gene Ontology annotation, molecular function: actin filament binding; structural constituent of cytoskeleton. The transcript is spliced from 6 exons.